Messenger RNA from Malaclemys terrapin pileata, 1196 nucleotides. Its product is annotated as natural cytotoxicity triggering receptor 3 ligand 1-like. The record is from RefSeq and is a predicted model, not a curated record. Bases 39 to 1181 code for a protein of 380 amino acids. The transcript is spliced from 6 exons. Lineage: Eukaryota; Metazoa; Chordata; Testudines; Emydidae.
CGGAGAUGGUGACUCUGGGGGGAUGAAGGGCAGGGACCAUGGGGCUGGGUGUUCUUCUCAUCCCCCUCCUCGUCCUCAGGGUGGCCGGUUCCCGGCUGCAGAUAUUCACAGAUCCCUCCUCCCAGGCCCUGCUGGGCUCUGGGGCGCUGCUGAAAUGUCGGUUCGAAGUCGGGGGGCCGGUCGAUCUGAGCUCCCUGCGGGUUCAGUGGUAUCUGUGGGAGGAGAGGAUCGCGCAGUACAACCAGGGCAGGGGAGAAUCCCAGGUUAGAGCGAGCGUGUUGGAGCAGGAGUUGGAGAAUGGGAACGCAUCCCUGUCGCUCUCCAGUGUGAUGGUGUCGGAUGAGGGGCUGUAUAAAUGCGUCGUUGGUUACGGUACGGAGCAGCUGCAGGGAGAGACGACCCUCCGUGUGCUCGCUGCUCCCAGACUCUCCAUCCCCCGGCGAUCGGCCAGGACAGAUACAGCGACCUCCUUCCCCUGCCACGUGUGGGGAUUCUACCCCGGGGACGUCACCGUCACGUGGCUGAGAGACGGGCGGGUUCUGACCGACACCACCCGCUCUGCCCCCCAGAGGAACCCGGACGGGACCUUUAACCUCACCCUGACCUACACCUUCACUCCCAGCGCGAGCGACUCCGGCAGCAUCUUCUCCUGCCGCGUCACCCACGCGGCUCUGGCCCAGCCCCUGCGGGAGGAGUUCCCCCUGGCUGUCACAGCCGCUCCAAGGAUCAUCAUCCCCCAGCGAUCGGGAAUUAUAUUUAGAGAGACCUCCUUCCCCUGCCACAUGUGGGGAUUCUACCCCAGGGACAUCACCGUCACGUGGCUGAGAGACGGGCGGGUUCGGACUGAAUCCACAUAUUCUCCCCUGCAGAGGAACCUGGACGGGACCUUUAACCUCACCCUGACCUACACCUUCACCCCCAUGGAUUGGGACAAAGGCAGCAUCUUAACCUGCCGCGUCAGCCACGCGGCUCUGGUUCAGCCCCUGCAGGAGGAGUUUGCCCUGAUAAUCACAUGGUGGACAGGUGACAUAGUCGCACUUGUCUCAGGGAUCCUCCUCCUCGUGACUUUCCUAUUGCUGUGUGCAUGCCGGGUCUGUAAAGGGAAGGACUACCAGUCAGUUGUGACGUUCCCCUCUGUUGCUAUCCGGAUCAGUGAUCUGCGAGGUCACUCCAACGCUUGACUCUGGGAGCCAGGC